UAUAAGUUUUUUAUUUUUUUUUCAAGACAGAUAAACCAACAAACGUUUUAAUUAGUUUAUUUGUGACCAACAAACGAUUGCGCAUCGAUUAAGCCGCAAAUGGUAAAAAAAUAAGUUUCGUCCGGCUAACUUUCCACACAAUUUUCUUUUAUUUAAAAAAAAAAAAGUAUUAGCCAACAAACCUUUUAAUUAGGCCAACAAUGACCAACAAACGACCAACAAACGAUUCGUAAAGUCAAAAAUUAAAAAAGUAAAAGUUGCCCGGCUAACUUCCCGGAGAAUGACUGCUUGUCGAUGGUGUCUGCGAAUCAACUACAAUUUGCUCAUUUUCCAUGAUAUUUUCCGUCCAUGGAAACUGAGAUGGAAUGGCUCCUUUUUUAAUCGAGCAAUUUUAUAAGCUGACUGGAACAAUGGAUAAACAUUCUCAAUGUUUAAGAUGAAAGUAUGAGCCACAAUAUAUUGAUCCGACUCGUUGGGAGAUCUUAAAUUAAAUAUCGAGACUCCGAGAAGGCCCACACACACGCGCGGAUUGUUGUUACGGGCCUGACGCUGCCCGUCGCGCAAAACGAGAAAAUCGAGACUCACUCGAGAUCUAACCGUGACAUAGUGCGCACGAAGUGAGAAGGGCCCCCAAAAGUAGUCGGAUCGCAGUUCACGAUUGACUACAGGAGACGAUUAUCACAAGUGACCAACCGAACAAUGCACUGUAUUAAACUGGAGAGAGAGACGUUUUUCACACACAAUCGGCAAUACAAUACAGAAGAAUAUGGAUGAAAAAAAGAAGUUACGAAUUUUGGGAAUCAAUUGUGCUAAAUUAUUAUACUGAUUUGGAAUGGCUCGAAAGUUUCCGAAUGUCAAAAAUGAGUUUCUUAAAAUUAUGUGAUUUACUUGAAGAUGAAUUACGACCCAAAAUGCAACUUUUAAAAGCUAGAGAGCCUGUAUCUGUAAAAAAACAAGUUGCUAUAGCUAUGUAUAAACUUGCUAGUUGUUGUGAAUACAGAGUAGUUGGGAAUGUAUUCGGAGUACAUAAAUCAACAAUGAAGAAAUGCUUAUACAGAGUUGUAAAAGCAAUUAAUACGGUUAUGGCUCCCGCUUAUAUUAAUAUGCCAAACGAAGAGGAAGCUAAAUAUAUUGCAAUGCAGUUUGAAAACAUAUCCCAUAUUCCUCAAAUAAUUGGUUGCAUCGAUGGAACGCAUAUACCUAUUACAGUACCAGAAGAAGGCUAUAGAGAUUUUGUUAAUAGAAAAGGAUGGGCAUCUUACAAUGUUCAAGCAAUAGUUGAUCACAAUGGAAGGUUUCGUAAUGUUUUCGCCAAGCAUCCUGGUAGUGUUCAUGACGCCAUGGUUUUCAAAGAUAAUACAUUAUACAAACGCUCACAAGAAAUAAUACCGCAGUUGGAGAAACACGUUAACGGUCAAGGAAUACCUUUCAUGAUAGUCGGAGAUCCAGCCUAUCCAUUUCUGCCAUGGUUAAUAAAAAGUUAUUCCGGUUCGGUUUCACCUAAAGAAGAAUCAUUUAACGUCCACCUCAAUUCCGCAAGAGUUUCAGUGGAAAUGGCAUUUGGAAGACUGAAAGCCAGAUGGAGGAUGUUACAAAAAAAAUUAGAUUGUAACUAUAAAUUUGUACCUCUAGUUAUAGUUGCGUAUUGUGUGCUGCACAAUUUUGUGAAGACAAUAAAGACAAAUUUCUUGAAGAGUGGUUGCAACAAGUUCGUGAGUUAGAUGGAGUAUUUGUGCAACCAAGACAACUAAUAAAUCGUGAACGAGACAAUGUACGUUCUACUAUUAUACGAAAUUCUCUAAAAGAUUACUUAGCUGCAAACUUUCCUCUUCGAAAAACUCUAUUAAGAUAAACACUUUUCUUUGAUAUACUGUAAACUGGAAUUACCUUAGAUCAUAUUCUCAUCUAACUUUUAUUAUUAUGUUCUUAUUCUUUUUCAUAUUCAAAUUUAUUACUAAA
Molecule: messenger RNA, 1959 nt
Organism: Ooceraea biroi (clonal raider ant)
Lineage: Eukaryota; Metazoa; Arthropoda; Insecta; Hymenoptera; Formicidae
Product: protein ALP1-like
Source: RefSeq, a predicted model, not a curated record